Messenger RNA from Camellia sinensis, 1119 nucleotides. Lineage: Eukaryota; Viridiplantae; Streptophyta; Magnoliopsida; Ericales; Theaceae. The record is from RefSeq and is a predicted model, not a curated record.
AUGGGUCGUGCAAAGCCAAUCGCCCAAAAUCUCCUUGCCAACCUCCCGGCUGAUGCUGAUGCUGUACCAUCCCAACCAAUGCCCCCAUCGAAGCGAAAAAGAAUCAAGAAGGCCCAGCCUAAGGCCAAGGCUGUUGAGGCUGAGGAUAGUUUGCCUAUCUCAAAACUGGCUGAGAGUAAGAAGACUUCUUCUGCUCCUGCAAAAAGGUCUGCCGAGACCCAACCCUCCGAGUCCACCCAAUCAAAAAAGCCGAGGUCUACCUCAGCUACAACUUCGGGGUCCAAGAAACCCGAUGUCCCCUGGGCACCAAAGUUGACUUUGGAGGAUAGGCCAAUUAUGUCAACUGAGAGUGCCGACGACAUUAAUGUCGGUGUCACCCUCAGUACUGCUCUUCUUCUUCCAAGCGAUCUGGAGCGAAAUGCUGGGUACAGCGAGUACGAAAACUACGCGCUAAUGCUCCAACACUCUGUUCAAGCCAUCCAGCACGCCCAUUCGUUUUCGAUGCAAUCUUUUGAAAAUCGGCAAAGAGUGAUCGACUUGAAGAGGGAGGUUUCUACCCUCAAAAAGGAUAGUAAAUCUCUUGAAUCAAAGAUGAAGAAAUUGGAAGAUCAGGCCGAGGCCGCUACUAAGGCCCAGCAGAUGACCGAGGAAAAAGCGGAGUCUGCUGAGGCUAUUAGAAAGGUUGCCGAAGCUGAAAAGAAGGAGCUUCAGGAGGCUCUGGCCACAAAAAAUGCCGAAAUCAAAGAAGUCGAUGAGAAGGCCUACGCCCAGGAUGACUCGCCGUUGCGUAAGGCUGAAGCCAUUCCUCUUCCAUUUCCUCCUCUUCCACCUCCAAGUCAGGCUGAAGAGGAAUCUGAGUCUGAGUCUGAAGCCGAAAAUGAAGAUAAGGAUGACGGUGAUGCUCUAAUCCUAGACCUGACUCAUGAAGAGGAUGAGGUGGUUAUUAAGGAGGCAACUCCUGAACAAGCGUCUUCCGACGUUCCUCCAGCCGAAAAAAGUCUCGAUGAAACUCUUGCAGAGAUUGACACCGAGAUUGAAGGAGAAAAGAUUGCCGAGGAGGUUCCACCAGAAUCUUCUGAGGUCCUAGCGCCCCUAGCUGUUAAUGCUGAAGAAUCCUGA